AUGCUGGUAGAGGAAGACUCAACCGGUAGUAUUCCAGUGUACGACAUCAAUAUAGCAUCUGUCAACAUCUUCACAGGAUUUGCAAUCCUGUUGGAUUCUGUUACAACCUCUUCAUGGGAUGCUGAAGGGUCAGACUUACAAGAGACAGCUGAAGUUAACAGAAAAACAGCCAGCACAGCUUUCAAGUCAAUCAGCAAUGUGCUUAACAUGUACUACACCCUGAUGCCGGUUAAUGGGAGUGCCUCACUUGAGAUGACAUCGCUUCAUGCCAAGGUCCUGAAGGAACCUUGUCAAGUUUCCAAGAAGAAGUUCACAGUCAACGACACCGUGUUUGUAGUCCCAGCAUUCAGCACCCUCGGAAACAGCUCUGAGGGGGCAGAUAGCUUUGGAGUGGAGAUAAUCAACUCCGACUUCAACCCUUUCCGGUACUCGGAAAACUCCCCUGACAUUGGUUCGGAGGUGGCAGGUCUGACCGUGUGGCAGGGACGAGACGGACGCCCGGUGCACCAGCUCCCAGACCCUGUGGACAUGAUCAUCCCCAGGGACAAACAGCGCACAACAAGUACUGUGUUCAAGUACACAGGCAGGGUCAGAGGCAGUGACGACAUCCUUAGAACCAGGACUACACUCACCAUCUUCCUCAACAUCAACAGCAGCAGCCAACCAGACCUGGACAUGCCACGCAUGCAGUUGGUGUUGCAGAGGGCGUCACAGCCGACUGUCGACAGCUUUAAAACUGCCAAAUGGACAGCUGUGCUGCCUGUUCCACAGGACCAACUGUACACACUACAGCUGCAGCACACAUACAACAAUACAAUUCUGACGUCCAACCCGUACUCGUGGCUUCUGCCGCCUGAAGCUCUGCAUGUUACAGAGUUGGACAUACAAGACGAGACGCCGUUCUUCUUAGGUGUGAAGUAUGCUGGAGAGGACACCAGUGUCACAGUGUCUAUAUUGGAAAGUGCAUGUGUCUACUUCGGAGAGAACUCCUCCCACCUAUGGGAACAUGACGGAUGCGAGGUAAGUGGCCCACUUUCCAACAUCACCCACCUCCACUGCCGCUGUGACCACCUGACCAAGUUUGCCGGGUUCGUCCCGCCCAAUCCUAUCGACUUCACGCCGAGUGGAAACUUCUUCGAGAACCCGAUAGGACUCAUCGCAGUCCUGACUGUGUUUGGUCUGUUCCUGCUCGGAUAUCUGAUGGCAAGAAAGGCAGACAGACUGGACCUGACAAAGGUGGGUGUGACCACACCAAUCAGUCACACGUUAAACCCUGACCCUGACUACUGUUACAUAAUCACUGUCUACACUGGCUUUCGCCUGGACGCCGGCACUACGGCACAGGUUUCCAUCACGGUGUUCGGCUUCCGUGAUGAGAGCCAGCCUCUGGCCCUGCAGGACGCCCGCCGUCAGCUGUUCCAGGGCGGCAGUGUGGACUCCUUCCUGGUGUCUUGUGAGAACCCCCUGGGACCGCUCACACACAUCCACGUGUGGCACGACAACACCGGCCCCAGUCCAGCAUGGUGGCUAGCUCUAGAUGAAGAUGACGGAAAAAUCGACCGCAUGGUCUUUGUAGCGUCACCAGAGGAGAUGGCAGCACUCUCCAACCUGAUCACUGAAAGGGCUGCAAAAGACUUCCAUGACGGCCAUUUGUUCUACUCCGUGGUUGGUCGUCCCGCCCGCAGUACCUUCACCCGCACCCAGCGGCUGUCCUGCUGCCUGUCCACGGUGUACAGCACCAUGCUGGCCAACAUCAUGUUCUUUGGGCAGGGGGACAACUUCGACCCGCCGCAGCCCGUCCGCAUCAUGGGCGUGGAAAUAGAUCCUCCAAUCUCCCUACCACAGAUCAUGAUCGCAAUUCAGAGUGCGGUCAUCAUCUUUCCCAUCAAUGCGCUGAUUGUGCUGCUGUACAGAAACGCUGUUCCGAAAUCAGGCAGCACACUACUGAGAAAACAUGCUGACACAACAGCCGGACUGCUGGCAUUCGCUGUCAGCUUUGUGGCCGCGUACUUCACGGUCCUGUACACGCUGAACUUCGGACGUGAGAAGGCGGAGGCGUGGUUUGCUGCCUUCAUCACGUCCUUCCUGACAGACCUGAUCCUGAUCCAGCCUGUCAAGGUGCUGGCUCUCGCUGCCAUCCUGGGAUUUCUAAUCCGGAAACCAGCAACAGACGACGACCCGCCGCCCACAGAAGCGGCCGGCGAUGAAGAGUACCUACAGGUGGUGGCUGAGCAGCCUGCUGCUGAAGUCAAUACCAGAAGCCCCCCUUCUGCCGAAGACCUGGCCAGAGACAGAGCUUGCCGCAUCAGGAGGAAGAGAUGCCGCCACAUCCUGCGGGAGAUGGUGGUGUACGGCCUGUUCCUGUCCGUCCUGAUGGUGACGUCUUACACAGAGAGGAGCAACCUGGCCUUCUACAUGAACAACUCCAUCAGGAGAGCUCUGGAGGGCGCUGACACAUUCUUAAAGAUAUCUGACCCUGCGUCCUACUGGACAUGGCUGGAGCAGGACGUCCUGCCUGCUGUCCACAGCCCAGCCUGGUACAACGGGAGGCCGUGUGAGGAAAACCUGACUCUGUCUGAACACCUCACACACGCCAUCUCCCCCUUACAACUACGACAGAUCCGCACCACACAAGAACAAGACUGCACUGUUCCGGACGCCAUGGCUCACGUCGCAGCCAGCUGUCUGGAUGAGUACACUGCAAGUAAACUGGACACAGCCAGCUACAGUGGCAACUGGGGCGUGGCAAGGAACGACACAGAUCAUGACAACAGUACUGACAACAGGACCAUCACGUCCCCAUGGGACUACACGUAUGGGGACAUUAGUAAUGGUUUCCUCUACGUUGGGGAGCACGGUGUGUACCCUGGAAGUGGUUACAUCGCCGUCCUGGGCAGGACGCUGAACGACAGCCUGCAGACCCUGGCUCAUCUCCGCUCCAACAACUGGCUGGACAACCGGACCCGGGCGGUCUUCACGGAGGCGGUUCUCUACAACCCUCACGCCAACCUCUUCGCUGUGGUCACCAUGACGACAGAGUUCCACGUCACCGGGAGUGUCUCCAUGGCAACAGAGCUGGUGAUCUUCAGGAUCCACCAUGAAGGCCAGGUCCUGCUGCUGGGCCUGCGGAUGGUCCUGAUCAUCUUUCUGCUCUUCAGCCUGGUCAGGGAAGUCUUGAGGUUCAACACACACGUAUUUGCUUACCUGACGGACCCCUGGAGCUGGCUAGAGAUGCUCAUCAUCUCCACAGGUAUGGCCACGAUGGGGCUGUACUUUCGGGUCCAGAGCAUGACAGAUGAGGUCUCCGGACUCCUGAAGGAGGGACAUGUCCUGUUCCACCUGUACCACACAGCCGCCAUGUGGUACCAGGUGUACACGUACCUGCUCGGCGUGCUCACCUGCUUCACCUUAGUCAAGUUCAUCCGUCUUCUCAAGUUCAACAAGCACGUCAACGCGCUCCUGUACACCAUGAAGAAGACAGCGAAGCCUCUUACCAGCUUCUUUGUCACAUCAGGCAUCAUCUUCACAGCAUUCGCACUGGCAGCUCACCUCAUCUUGGGUAUCACCAUCCUGGGGUACAGCAGCUUGAUGCGCACCUACACCAGCCUUUUCAACAUGAUGCUGGGCUCGUUUCAGUUCGCCGUUUUGGAAGAGAGCUCCCCCGUCUUUGGCCCCGCCAUCUUCCUGUCCUUUCAGUUCACCGCGCAGUUCAUCCUCCUGUCCAUGUUCAUGACUAUCAUCAUGGGCGUGUACAUGGAGGUGAAGGACAGUGACCCCGAGGACGUGGGGAUGAUGGCGUUCCUGUGGGAGGAGGUGUGUGGGGUGGCGCACAAGAUCAAAGCCGCCGCAAACAGGUCUAAACCCCAGCGGCAGCAGCCGGCAGCCAGGGAAGAUCACUUCACUCAGCUGGACCUGGUGAUGCACGGGCUGUUAGAGGAGCUGGACAGGGAUGAGAAAUUUAGACGAGAGAGACGCAGAGAAGAAAGGCGCAGAGAACAGAGACAAAGGCAAGAGAGGGACAGAAUGGUCCGGUACUCUGAAAACUGGUUGUUUGCGUAA
Molecule: messenger RNA, 4059 nt
Organism: Branchiostoma belcheri (Belcher's lancelet)
Lineage: Eukaryota; Metazoa; Chordata; Leptocardii; Amphioxiformes; Branchiostomatidae
Product: polycystic kidney disease protein 1-like 2
Exons: 19
Coding region: 1-4059 (1352 amino acids)
Biological process (GO): detection of mechanical stimulus
Cellular component (GO): membrane
Molecular function (GO): calcium channel activity; calcium ion binding; protein binding
Source: RefSeq, a predicted model, not a curated record